Molecule: messenger RNA, 1017 nt
Organism: Penicillium roqueforti
Lineage: Eukaryota; Fungi; Ascomycota; Eurotiomycetes; Eurotiales; Aspergillaceae
Product: phosphotransferase family protein
Exons: 1
Coding region: 1-1017 (338 amino acids)
Source: RefSeq, a predicted model, not a curated record
AUGACACUAGAUGGCGAGAGCUCUCAGGAACCAGAGCAGCUUCCUCGGGAGAACUGGGCCUUUCUCCCCAGCCUCCCUCUGUUCUCAGCGCCGACUAUUCUAAAUAUUGGACGGCAGUUUUUUAUUCAUUCUCCCUCUACCAUCCUCAAACUGGGCGCUGACGAUGGCGAAGGCAAGAUGACCGCGCUCGCCCAUUCCAUCUUGGGCCUCUGUGUCCCACGCGUCAUUUGUGUCGUCACGAUUCCGAUAAUAACCUCCAACGCCUUGACGCCCAACCGCAUCCAACAGGGCGUCGUUCUCAUUCGCCAGCCAGGCACGCCGCUAGUCGAGCUCUGGCCCUCUCUCACCCUUCUACAGCGCCAGACCAUCAAGGCGGAGCUCUGCCGUCUCCUCGUGCGUAUGCGUACGCACCACUUUUCUUACUACGGCCGGCCUACGCGGCAGCCGUACGUCCUCUUCUCCGAAUUUGGCACAGAGACGUAUGUAUGUUGCGCCUCCCGCUCAGAGUGGGAUGACUCGCGCGUCCGCGCGCUGCAGGCCUCUGACCCGGACGCGGAACGUGCAGUCGCCCUUGAGCGAGUACAGCGUGACACCACCGGCCCAGGUGAUUGGGACCGUCCUGUCCUCUCGCAUGGGGACUUGUCUGACCGGAACAUCCUCGUGGACCCGUGCACACUCGCGGUGACGGGUUUCCUGGACUGGGAGAUGGCCAACAUCAUGCCCGCGUACUAUGAGUACGUCGCGGCACGGCUGUCCGGGGGCCAUCAACCUGGGUGGAGGAGGGAACUGCUAGACGUGCUGAGGUCUGUUUUGCGCUGCGAGUGCGAUGCUGGGCGCCAGGAAGACCUGGACGCUGUCAAUGUCGAGGAUGGAGAGGAACGAUAUAGGAGGACGUUGGCGGCGUGGGAUGCUGUCGUCGAUGUUGAGAGAAUCGCGCAGGGAUACGACAAUAACUGCAAAUGGACUUUUGAAACCGGCCUAUCAGAUGUUUCACAAAAGACUAGUUCUGCCUCAUAG